AUGUUAAAUGCUAGUGAGUCAACUGGUAGAAGGUCCUCCAUUUUUAAUCCAUGUGGACAACUUGGACUAAUCUGCGACGGCAAGGCCUUUUGUUUAAAUAACCUGGGAAAAACAUCAUUUAUCACAGUUUCAACAUUAAAUCAAUUUAUUGUGUAUGAUUCACUAAGCUUAAAAGUCUGUUUUAUAUCACUUCCACUUAAAUCUAACGUAAAAUCCAUCGCAACCAGAUACGAAAACGUAUUUUUGGUAUUAAACGAUGAAUCCAUACACUCGUUUCACAAAUAUGAUCACAGAGAAAUAUUCCACGAACAUAAAUCGAAUAUUAUUUCAAUUUUUUUCCACGAUGAUAUAUUAGUCACCUAUAGCAGUUCUGAGUUAAUAACGUAUACCAAGGAGGAAAUAAAUGAUGGGAAUUCUAGCUCUAAAUGGAAGCAGGAGAACGUAGUUCCUCUGGGCCCCUCGGAGAUUAAAACGGUUCUGCCUCUGAAAGGAUUUGGCAAUAAGGUUCUGGUUGGAUUUUCCGAUUCAACACUGAUCCUGCUGAACCUGAAAUCGUCUAAAGUAGUCCACACAUUUAAGUUUGAGGUUGAAAACUCAAAGUGCGACUCCAAAAGGAUGGCCGAGGGCAUAAGCGUAAUGUCGCAAUCCUGUAGCGGAUCAUCAGGAGCGGUGGCAGUGGGCUACAGGUGCGGCUACGUCGGCGUGGUUGACAUCAACAAGGACCAGCCCCUCGGAGGAUUUAAGCUUAGCGCUAAGCAAGGAGAGCCCACAUCAAUGCGCUUCGUGUACGACAAGCUUAACACGGCCUCGAAAUCGAGUCAUUUGUCAGCAGUAGCUGAGUUGAUAGUCGUUGGCACGAGUAGCGGAGACCUGAUAGUGUUCGACCUUAACAGCUUUAGCAUCAUCUCCUGCAUAGAGUCGGCGCACAUGAGCGCUGUAAGCGAAAUCAUGUACAUCGAGACGCAUAACAACUUGGUUUCACUAGGGGACAACAGCAUGAUUGUCUGGAACAUGGACUCGGAGAAGUCGUUCCUUCGACUGCUGAAAAGCAGAGUUGGUCUGGUGGGAACUAUCAACAUGAUGAGAGCAUACGACACUGAGCAGCACGACGUCCUGGUUUCAAGUUCGUUCAAGGAGCAGGGGCACCUGGGCAAAAUAUCGACGAUUCAGCAGCAGCAGUCUACGAGCUUUUCAACGAAGGCCUCCAAGGCUCCCCUGAAAGUGAUCACUGGGCUGUCGUGCUCGUACCAAAGGCACUACGACUGGCCUAACAUCAUCACGUGUCACCGUAACGCGCACGACGUGCGCGUCUGGAGCGGGUUCCGGGGAGCUUUAAUCGACAAGGUUUUGCGCGUCGACGGGCUGAAGUCGGCCGCAACAGCAGUAUGCAUGACGAGGUGCGGCAACUACGCAAUCGUAGGCUACGCAAACGGGCAGAUUCACGUGUUCACGCUCCAGAACUGCAACCACGACAGUGAGCUCGUGAGGACUGUGGACGGCCAGGCGUCGCCGGCCCACAGGUCAAGGGUCAUUGAUAUAUCGCUCGUAGGGAACUCGAAGUUGCUAUCCGUUUCAGAUUCAAAACAGGAUCGCUCAGUUCGCGUCUGGGACGUCAUGAAGCUGAAAAUGGAGUUUGAAUAUGACCCUGAGUUGCCCCAAGGUUGCUCGGCCUACAUGGCAGGAUCGGGAAACUUUCUGACAGCCCUGGCCUGCACGAAUAACCAAAUCUACAUACUGGACGUUUUUGGGAAGAUGGUAAUUCGUCAACUAAGUUAUCAAGCCGAAGUCACCUCAAUGAGCUUUCAAAUUAACGACAACUGGUUUAUGGCGUCUUUUGGGGACUCGACCAUGGUUGUUUACGACAUACUGUCGGAUUGCUACGUCGACUACGUUAAGUUUUCUGGUACCAUACUGGAUUUGAAAAUGGACCGCACGUCAUCGUUUCUGCUGGUUUCAAAUGAGAGGGCGCCGGGGAUGAUAGUACAGUACUCGAAUAGGCACUCCUUUGAGCUCUUCCCGAAAACAAUACUAUACAGAGACAUACCGUCAGUGCCGGUACAAAUCGACGUCUCCUCGGAGUUGAGCUUGGAGCACGAGGCCACACAGGAAGUGGUUAAGCACGACUUCGAGUCCCAGAAAACGCAAAUCGAGGAGGGAAUGAUCACGCUGUCGGGACUAAGCUCAAACGAGCUGCACAACAUUCUAUUUUUGGACGAGAUUAAGAGAAUAAGCAGGCCAGUAGAGCCGGUCAAAUCGAAGGACGAGGCGCCGUUUUUCAUUCCGACGACCUACAAGGACGGACAACUUGUGUUCGUAGAGCCUGAGCCAGAAAAAAUUGAGCACGAGGCCCCCAAACCGUCCAUUUUAAAAUCAUCCUCUGUAACGACGGCAUUUGAAGACAUAAUGAACUCAGACUCUGAUGAAUCCGAUAAGUAUAAGGAAAUGCUGAGCUACUUGUUAAAACAAUCGGCAUCUGGAGUCCACUUAUCCCUGUCGCUACUUUCGGAGACAAAAAUGGACGAGAAUUUGGACAAACUCAUCGGAUUCUUCCUGUAUCACGUUGAAAGGAAGACGGACGCGGAUGCCUUGCAAGUGUUUUUGCACGUGUUCUUGAGAUUCCACGCCGAAAGGAUUUCAAAGAUUCAGAACGUUAAAACGAAGGAGAAAAUCAGGUGCCUGAUAUCGCAUCUUAAGGGCGACUAUACCACUUUACAGAGCAGCUUCGAUAGGAUAUCCUGUUAUAUCAAGCUGUUAACACACUUGCAAACGGACUGA
This is a messenger RNA of Theileria orientalis strain Shintoku, 2775 nucleotides long. RefSeq lists its product as uncharacterized. Gene Ontology annotation, cellular component: Pwp2p-containing subcomplex of 90S preribosome; small-subunit processome. Lineage: Eukaryota; Apicomplexa; Aconoidasida; Piroplasmida; Theileriidae. Gene Ontology annotation, biological process: rRNA processing. The transcript is spliced from 9 exons. Gene Ontology annotation, molecular function: protein binding. Bases 1 to 2775 code for a protein of 924 amino acids. The record is from RefSeq and is a predicted model, not a curated record.